ACAAUCUAAAGAGGAAACUAGAAAAUUUAAUCAAAACUCUUCUUCUUCUCAACUUCUUAGUAUUUGUGAGUUGAGGCAUAAUUCAGAAAAGAAAGAAAAAAGAUGGCAUUUUUUACACUGCUAGAGGUUGCAACCAUGCCGGUAUUAGAGGUCCUCAUCAUCAGUAUUCUGGGUGCUUUCAUGGCUACUAGCUACUGGAAUCUUCUUCCUGCUGAUGCUCGUAGGCAAAUGAACAAGAUUGUGUUCGUAAUUUUCACUCCAUCUCUCAUGUUUGCAAGUCUUGCUAAGACUGUAACAUUUGAAGACAUCAUUUCCUGGUGGUUUAUGCCAGUUAACAUUGCGAUAUCAUUUUUGAUUGGUGGCAUAUUUGGAUGGAUAGUUGUUAAACUACUGAAACCCGAGCCUUAUCUCGAAGGCCUUAUUAUUGGUUCAUGUUCAGCAGGAAACUUGGGAAACCUCAUGUACAUAGUAGUCCCUGCAAUCUGUCUUGAGAAAGGAAGUCCAUUUGGCCACACUGGUAGUUACUGCAGCAGUAUUGGACUCGCAUAUGCAUCAUUCUCCAUGUCGGUUGGAGGUUUAUUCAUUUGGACUCACACUUAUUAUCUUAUACGAACCUCGAGCAUGGCAUACAAAGCAAUGCAAAUAUCUAAAGAACCAGUUCCAAGGAUACCCAACAUUGACAGUGAUGCCAAUGCGGAAUCUAGGCUUCUUGCAGGAGCACAUGAAGAUCAAUUGUCUGUAGUUGUGUCAUCUACAGAACUUUACAACGAACAAAACGAAGUCCUUGCUAUCGUAACACAAACAUCGCCGGGGAAAGUUGGUGACGUAACUGUAAAACAAUCAUUCUGGGACAAAGCAGUAGGAAUUCUUCACCUAAUUAUUGAGGAACUGUUUGCUCCUCCAACUGUUGGUUCAAUUUUGGGAUUCCUGUUUGGAGCAACACCUUGGCUCAAAAAUCUCAUAAUUGGUGAGGGUGCACCAUUGAGAGUGAUUCAAGAUUCUGUCCAAUUACUAGGGAAUGGGACCAUACCUUGUAUUACUCUUAUACUGGGAGGAAACCUCACAAAAGGUUUACGAUCUGCAAGAUUAAAGCCGAUGGUGAUUAUUGCUGUAAUUGUCGUGCGAUUUAUGGUCCUUCCUGUGAUUGGUAUAUGUUUAGUAAAAGCAGCAGGGAACAUUGGUCUGUUACCAGCUGACCCAUUGUUCAGCUAUGUAUUGCUGUUACAAUGGAGUAUACCACCAGCCAUGAAUAUCGGUACAAUGACGCAACUGUUUGAUGUGGGUCAAGAAGAGUGUUCAGUUCUGUUUCUAUGGACGUACUUGGUUGCUUCUCUUGCAAUCACCCUUUGGUCUACUCUUUACAUGUACAUCCUAUCUUGAAAGGCUUCAGAACUUACCGAAUUUUGACAUACUCAAGCUACAAAUGUUACCAUCAAUCCUCUGUACGGAAAUGUCCUUCAUUGCCGCUAAAUGAGAUGAGUUGCUUACUGAAUUCCUAUAUAUAUGUUUUUUUAUUUUUUAUUUUAACUUGGUCAUGCAACAACCCAUGCCCUGUAAAAAUAGGAUCACGGCUCAUGGGUUAUUUUGGUCUAGACAAGCUAUUCUUUGGUGUUAGUAUUGUAUUGUAUCACCAGCCUCUAAAAAUUUUUAUA
Molecule: messenger RNA, 1652 nt
Organism: Papaver somniferum (opium poppy)
Lineage: Eukaryota; Viridiplantae; Streptophyta; Magnoliopsida; Ranunculales; Papaveraceae
Product: protein PIN-LIKES 7-like
Exons: 10
Coding region: 103-1380 (425 amino acids)
Biological process (GO): endoplasmic reticulum to cytosol auxin transport
Cellular component (GO): membrane
Source: RefSeq, a predicted model, not a curated record